This is a messenger RNA of Panonychus citri (citrus red mite), 2834 nucleotides long. Its product is annotated as hemicentin-1-like. NCBI's taxonomy places the organism in Eukaryota, Metazoa, Arthropoda, Arachnida, Trombidiformes, Tetranychidae. The coding region runs from base 740 to 1819 and encodes 359 amino acids. Gene Ontology annotation, biological process: synapse organization. Gene Ontology annotation, cellular component: neuron projection membrane. The transcript is spliced from 4 exons. The record is from RefSeq and is a predicted model, not a curated record.
UGUUCAUGGUGUUUGAGUUGUGCUCAGUUGCUAAAGUGAUUUCAUGUGGUUCAAUGUUUUCGAUGAGAAUUCUGUUCUCAAUUCUCAAUUAGAAUAUUUCUCUUCUUCUGUUCGCUAGUGAUACCUGGUGGAGAGAAAUUAACUCAUCUGUUGGAAUCUUUUCAUUCCAAGUUCAACCAAAUGGUCGCCAUCUUAUGUUCAAUAAUAAUACCAGAGAAUUUAUCACAACUUUUAUAAAGUUCGAAUUUGUUACUGUCACCUUUGUCCAUUUCCAAUCAGCGGCACCGGGUUACCAGUUAGAGAAUCAUAUUAAAAGUGAGUAACUGAAGAAUCGAAAAAAAAAUUCACCUUAAAUACUACAGUUUCGCAUGAGAUAUUGUUGAAUGUUGAAUUCUCAAUGGAAUAAAUUAGAUGAAUAGAAUUCAUCUAGAUGAAAAGAUGGAAAUUUUUUGAGAGAUUUUUUGUCAACGGUUAGAAAGUUUCCAAUUCUCUCCACCAGAUUUCACUAGGCAACAGAAAAUUGAGUUGAGAGCAGAAAAGUUUGAAUUUUCUUCUCACAAUUUUGUUGAUUCUUAUUCACUUGCUCACUGUCUUCUGAACAACUCAACAAGAAUAUAUCCUCUAAAUGCUGUGUUUUCACAGAAAUCAUGUCACUUGUGUUUCAAUGUUUUCUUUAUGUUCAUCAAUGGAUUAAUCAUAAUCAUCAUUAUAACAACAAUAACGAAUCUUUAUCAAUAUCAUGAAUCAACCAACAAUUGGAUUAUUUCUAUUACAAUUACAUGUAAUCACAACACUUUCAAUUGAUGGAAUUUCAUCAUUAUCAUCAUCAUCAUCAUCAUCCGGAAGUGAGAUUCCACCUUAUCUUGUGUUCCAAGAUCGAAGUAAAAUUGAACCUUAUUUCGACAAUACAACAUCUAAGAAUAUAACAACUUCUGCAGGUAAAAGUGUCUUCUUGCCCUGUCGAGUCCAUCAUAUUGGUGAUCGAACUGUUUCAUGGAUUCGACGACGUGAUUUAAAUGUUUUAACAGUAGGUAAAUAUACUUAUACUCCUGAUCAGAGGUUUCAGGCUGUUCACAUGGAAAAUUCUGAUGAUUGGAGUUUACAAAUUGGUUAUACAUCAAAAAGUGAUGCGGGAAUUUAUGAAUGUCAAGUUUCAACGAGACCACCGAAAAGCCUAUUCGUUAAUCUAAAUGUUGUUGUCUCUCAGGCCAAGAUAGCUGGAAGUCCAACAGUUUAUUUUAGUAGUGAUAAUACACUGAAUUUAACAUGUAUCGUUGAUGGUGCACCAGGUCCUCCAGAUUUCAUAUUCUGGUAUCACAAUGGUGAAGUAAUCAAUUACAACUCACCUCGUAAAAUUAAGGUACAAUUAGUGAAAGGAGCUCAAGCAAUGUCUAUAUUAACAAUUAACAAAUCAAUGCCCAGUGAUUCAGGUAAUUACAGUUGUGUCCCAUCAAAUGCUGAUUCAGCUCAUAUAGCUGUUCAUGUACAUAAUAACGGCGGUCAACCGGCGGCCAUGCAACAUGGUAAACGAAGUGCUGAAAGUUUAAUCAACAGCUCACCAUCAAGAUUAACAAUCAACCCAAUAAUCAAUUACCUUUUCAAUCCAUUAAAUCAACUUUUUACCUCAAUUUUAAAUCAACAAUCAACUAAUACUUGCGAAAACAAUAACAAUCAUCAUCUUCAACAUCAUCAUCAUCAUUAUGAUCAGCUGAUAGUUUACCUGUCAAAUGUUAUACCGACAAUUAUAAGGACACUUUGCCUUUCCUUUUGUCUUCCUUUAUGGUUAUGUUUUGUUAAAGAUUUUCAAUCAAUCCGAUGAAAAUAUCCAUUGGUCAGUUAACCCUAAAUAAGAAGAGGAUAUUUAAUGGGCACACAUACUGACCAAUCGUUGGUCAGUUGUGAGUGAUAACCUGUGAAUAUCAUCAUCGUGUAAAUGAUGAUGAUAAUAUAAUGAGGAUGAAUGUGAAAUCAAUUAUAUAAAUAUUAUUCUAAACAAAUAAUGAGAGAGAAAAUUAUUUUGUGUCUUCUUUUUGAUAAAAAAAAAUUAAAAUCACUCAUGAUUAUUAUUAGAGAUACAUGAUGAUCAGCAUCACAUGAAAUAUGGAUUGAGAUAAAUUCAAUCAAUUGGAACAAUGAAAUUUCAUCAAUAUUUCAGAGAAUAAAAGAAAAAACUAUUCUCCAUGUUGUUUAUCAUCUUUACUCUUCUCAACCUUUUCUUCUUCAUCAUCUUUACCCUCAAAUACAUCGAUCAACCUGCCAACAUGAGCAUCAUCAUCAUCUUCAUUAUUAUUACACACAUGAACCACUCACCUUAACCUCCCACCCAUUGAAUCAGCAUGGAAGAAAACGCGAAAGAAAGGAACACAUUGAAAUUUGAUCAUUCGAAGUGGAAACAACUCAACUUUUUCAUGAUCUCUUUUUGAAAGUAAAUUUCAUCACGAUUACAAUCACUUUCGAAGCAAAAUUUCAAACUGAUUAACUCAUAAACUUUUACAUCAAUUCAAAUUUACCACCAAAAUGGAUCAUCUUUAUCACCAUGAUUUUUGCCAUCAAACAAAUUGAACCUUCACCUGAUAACUUUUACCUUUACCUUUUCCUUUCCUCUUGUUAUCUUCCACUUUUAUCAUCACAAUCAUCAUUUAUUGUCAAGUUUUAACUAAUUUCUCAAUCAAUUCCCACUCAUAAACCAUGCAAAUGAACUGCUAUUAAACAAACAAGGCAAACAAUCAACAGAAAACUGUAUAAACUAAUUUGACGAUUCGUUUGAAUGAUGAGAUGAUUAAAUAACUAAAAUACAAUAAAAAUAAACAAUUUUACAUCCAAAUACCAUGAAU